AAAAAAGAACGAUUUUGUAACCGCCAACAGAAAAAACUCAAUCAGUGCAAAUUAGAAGAAAUUAAGAAUCCUUUGAGGAUUUUCUAAAACAAAUCAAAUUUUCAGUGUUAAACCCCGUAACAAACAAACAAAAUAUGAGCAAAUUUGCUUGGGUAACAUUAACCACAAAUGAUACCUAUUCAUUGGGUGCCUUAGUGUUGGCCCAUUCUCUAAGAAGGGCCGGCACCGUCCACCAGUUGGCCGUAUUGGUAACACCCGGAGUUUCAGAGUCAAUGCGCGAAAAGCUAAAAGACGUGUAUAAUGUUGUACAAGAAGUCAAUAUUAUGGACUCACAAGACGCGGCCAAUUUGGCUCUGUUGUCACGGCCCGAAUUGGGUAUUACCUUUACCAAAUUACACUGUUGGCGUUUGGUGCAGUUCGAGAAGUGUGUCUUCCUGGAUUCGGAUACCUUGGUCCUACAAAAUUGUGAUGAGCUAUUCGAACGCGAAGAAUUCUCCGCCGCCCCCGAUGUAAGUUGGCCUGACUGUUUCAAUUCGGGUGUCUUUGUGUUCCAGCCCAGCCAAACGACAUAUGACAAAAUCGUUGAAUUCGCCCUGAAAAAUGGCAGUUUUGAUGGCGGUGAUCAGGGUCUGCUGAAUCAGUACUUUGCCGAUUGGGCCACAAGUGAUAUUAAGAAACGUUUGCCGUUCCUGUACAAUGUCACCGCCUAUGCCUCGUACUGCUAUUUGCCUGCCUUCAAACAGUUCAGAGAUAAAAUUAAGAUUUUGCAUUUCGCCGGUAAAAUGAAACCCUGGUUGAUGCACUACAAUUCCCAGUCGAAGGUGGCCAGCGUACCAACGGAUUAUAGUCAUGCCAACGAUUUGAUCCAAAUGUGGUGGAACAUUUUCUUCGAUCAUGUUCAUGCUCAAUUGAAUACAAAUAUGAGAUAUACAUGUCCCUCGCUAAUACCCUGGAAAAGUAACUAUGACAGUUAUAGAUACCAACAACAUCAACAACAAAUGCAAUAUCUACAGGAACAACAGCAACAUGAAUAUAACAACAACUACAAUCAAUAUAAAGAACAUAUUGAUACAUUUUAUGAGAACAAGGCUGAGAUCAAAUUUCAUGAUCCUUGGGAAGAUUACUAUAGGAAACAGGAAAGGGAGGCCGAGUUGCAAAGGAGACGAGAGGAGGCUCAACUCAUAAUAACCCCGGAACCAGAAAAUAAUACACAUUAUCAGCAUCAACAUUAUAGUGAUAAUAAUUCUCAUUCACACUAUCAUGAAGAACGGCAGGAGGAACAAGAACAAUCCACAAGAGACUAUGAAGAAGAGAGGCAUCACUGGUCAAAUGAGUCUGAAAAUCAAAGUUUCAACAGAGAGCCAGAGAAAGAGCAUUAUCACAUUGAAAUAGUUCCUAAUCAAGAGCAUACAGAUGCUCAUUGCGAACAAAGAGAAGAAGAAAGAGAACACAACUAUCAUGAAGAUAAUCAAGACUUUUGUGAACAAAAUCAACAACAUAAUGAGAACGAGGAGAGAGAACAUGAACAAGAGUAUAGUUCCCAUGAAGAGAAUAAAGCAUUCUCAAGCUCAGAAGAGUGCCAGUGUAACAGAGAGGCUGAAUCAGACAAUAAUUGCAUAUUGCAUUCAAAUGAUAACGAUGACAUUAAGAAUAUCGAUAAUACUGUCAAUGAAAGUACCCAAGUACCAACAUCAAGUGACAAUGCAGACUCCACUGCCGAUCAGUUAAAAGACCAUGAGGCCGGUUUAGCUGGUGCUUUGUCACAACUACGUUUGGGUGAACCCCGCACCCCCGAGCAAGAAGCCUACGAGCAUUUGAUGCGUCGUCAAUGCUGGGAAUCUGGACAAGUUGAUUACAUGGGCCGUGAUUCCUUCGAUAACAUUUGGAAGAGAAUAACACAGACCCUGGAAAAUAAGCCAGCAGAUGAUGACAAAACGGGUAGCUCUUAAAAGAAAAAUUAAAAAAUAAAAAAAACGCACAUACACAGCACACACCAACACAAAUGCAUUCAUACAACUCAUUUAUAAUUUCACUCACCCCAGCACCCAUGAAUGAAAAUCAAAUUUUCCACAACUCACGGGGGAGAAAAUCAUUGCACUCACUCCCCUACAUUGUUACAAUGUAGUUUAACUAUAGAGUGGAUGAAUCUCCCCCAUAAAUUGCACACACAAAGCGUAAAUUCAUUCUUAUCGAUAAUGAUCGAUAACCACUCAUUUCUGCACAAGUUCAUCAAAGAGAACAAUGCAAUACACCACUACCCACCCCCACCACCAACACAACCAACUGCAUUUGUAUAGAAAAGCCCCACAUUUGAACUCAAAUUUUUUUAAAUAGAAAUUUAAGACCCUCAUUAAGUUAUUUUUAUACAAAAACCAUUGAGAAACAUCGAAUUAUCGAUAACAAAAUUUAUUGAAAUAAAAAAUCAAAUCGUUUCACAAAAUCACAAAAGCAUUUGCAUUUCUUUAGAACUUGAGUUGUUGUGUGGCGUUGUAAUUAUCGUAGAGAAAGAGAGAACCACGUUUUGUGAGAGUGCGUGUGUGUGUCUGUUAUGGCCUCAUCAUCGUGUCUUAAUGUCAUUUCGAUUUAAUUAUUAUUAUUAUUAUUUUUUUUUUUUGUAAUUUAUAGUGUGAACGUUUCAUAUGCCAAAAGUUGUGUAUAAAUUUUAAAAACAACACAGAAAACCAGAAUGAAUAAAAUUUUUAUUAUCAACCCUUUUCAAUGUA
This is a messenger RNA of Musca domestica (house fly), 2723 nucleotides long. RefSeq names its product glycogenin-1 (gene Gyg). Lineage: Eukaryota; Metazoa; Arthropoda; Insecta; Diptera; Muscidae. The transcript has 5 exons. Gene Ontology annotation, cellular component: cytoplasm. Bases 135 to 1949 code for a protein of 604 amino acids. The record is from RefSeq and is a predicted model, not a curated record. Gene Ontology annotation, molecular function: glycosyltransferase activity.